Molecule: messenger RNA, 1434 nt
Organism: Salvelinus sp. IW2-2015
Lineage: Eukaryota; Metazoa; Chordata; Actinopteri; Salmoniformes; Salmonidae
Product: G-protein coupled receptor 26-like
Biological process (GO): adenylate cyclase-activating G protein-coupled receptor signaling pathway
Cellular component (GO): membrane
Molecular function (GO): G protein-coupled receptor activity
Source: RefSeq, a predicted model, not a curated record
ACGAAACAUUUGCCCAUGUGUUACCCAAACGCUCAGUUACACAUGCCAUCAAAUUCUGUUACAAAUACUUGUGUGGUGUGGGAGUAGACAACUCCAUUCCGUUAAAGAAACGAAAUGGUCUGGCGCUCGAGGGGCGCGCRCGGUCUCCUCACUUCAGCACUCUGGACAGCGCUCCACCAACUUGGAGACGGCGAAACUUGGAGUUAAAUUCUAGAAUGAGGACCUUGGAGAUAAACGACGGUGGAAUCAUGGUGGAUAUUAAGUGUAUAUUAUCUACAGGUGCAUGCAAAACGCAAGUGGACUUUUUCAAGUGAGACAUGGACUUUGCGGAAAUUAUCUUCACGUUGUUCAUUGUUGUGGUCGCAAUUGUCUCGUUGUUGUCGAACUUGCUGGUGCUGCUAUGUUUUGUCCAGAGCACCGAGAUCCGCCGACAGGUACCGGGUAUAUUCAUCAUGAACCUGUCUUUUUGCAACAUACUUAUCACCCUUUUAAACAUGCCAUCGACAUUGGUGGGGAUUGUCAGAAACCACCAGCCUUUUGGGGAUUGCCUUUGCCAUACAGUGAGCUUUCUGGAGACCUUUUUGACUGCGAACACCAUGUUGAGUAUGGCAGCACUCAGUAUAGACCGGUGGAUAGCAGUGGUGUUCCCCUUGAGUUACUCCAGUAAAAUGCGCUACAAGGACGCAGUGAUCAUGAUGUGCUACUCGUGGCUCCACUCCCUCACGUUUUCCCUCAUCGCCCUCCUGUUCUCCUGGGUUGACUAUAGCCACAUUUACGCCUCGUGCACGUUGCAUUUGAGCGAGGAGAGCGACAGGAUCAAGUUUACAAUUUUCACCGUCGUUUUCCACGCCAGUAGUUUCCUGCUCUCCCUGCUGAUCCUGUGCUUCACCUAUCUGAAGGUGCUAAAAGUUGCACGCUUUCACUGCAAGAGGAUUGACGUUAUAACCAUGCAGACGCUGUUCUUGCUGGUGGAUAUUCACCCAUCUGUGAAACAAAGGUGUCUGGUAGAACAAAAGAGAAGGAAACAGAGAGCCACCAAGAAAAUCAGCAUUUUCAUUGGGUCAUUCAUCAUCUGUUUUGCUCCSUAUGUUAUUACGAGGUUGACCGAGCUGCUUCCCUUUGUGGGCAUCAACCGCCACUGGGGAAUUGUCAGUAAGUGCCUGACAUACAGCAAAGCGGCGUCUGACCCCUUUGCCUACUCCCUCCUGCGUCUACAGUACAAGAAGGUCCUGGUUACCGUCGUCAACCGGUUGCUGCGCCGUGACCUGUACCCCUCAUCUGGCCACAACAGCUCUCUGGACACGGAGAACGACUACUCUCUCCAGAGGAUCAGUUAAUGUCACCAUUAUGGACAUAACAAAUAUACCACAGACAGACAGACCCAAAAUAAAUAUUUCCCCAUGGAAAGAGGGAGGGAGGUGAGAGAGAGAAGGA